Molecule: messenger RNA, 1549 nt
Organism: Spodoptera frugiperda (fall armyworm)
Lineage: Eukaryota; Metazoa; Arthropoda; Insecta; Lepidoptera; Noctuidae
Gene: MBD-like
Product: methyl-CpG-binding domain protein 3
Exons: 6
Coding region: 144-902 (252 amino acids)
Molecular function (GO): DNA binding
Source: RefSeq, a predicted model, not a curated record
AUCUCAGUCUAUGGUUUGUGUCAAUGUAAAUAUUCAUUCAUUCAUUCGUUCCUGUCAAAAUUGUCAACAACGUUGUUGGAGUCCCGAAUGGAGUAGCAUUUUUCAGGAACUAAAAUUGAUUUCUACGAGUUUGGUUGGUGAUAAUGAGUACAAUGAAUAUUUCCAUUGAAAAGAAGAGAUCGGACUGCCCAGCCUUAUCCAAAGGCUGGCAACGGGAAGAAGUAUUAAGAAAGACUGGUUUAUCUGCUGGAAAAGUUGAUGUUUACUAUUACAGCCCAACAGGUAAAAAGUUUCGCAGUAAGGCUGAACUAGUUCGUUAUCUGGGUGAUAGUAUGGACCUGUCGUGUUUCGACUUUCAGCAGGGUCAGAUAAACACUAUGCUGCUGUGCAAGGCCAAGAAAGCACGCGCGCAGUUUGAUUACAGGGGUGUUCGGUCUGACGCGUCUUUAGUACCACCUAUCCGCCAAACUGCGUCGAUUUUCAAGCAGCCAGUCACUGUGUAUAAGACACAGGAAAGCAAAGUAAAAACAGACCUGAAACAUGGCACACAGGAGAAACCGAAACAACUGUUCUGGGAAAAGAGGCUUGAAGGUUUGACGGCGUGUGACGCAGACGGUGUAAAAGGCACCACAUCGUUGCCGAAAUAUAUCAAGCCCUUGGGGCCAUACAACUCGGAUGCGACUAUCAUUCAGUCGCUGGCCACAGCUCUCCAUGUUUCCUCUCAACCUAUAACAGGUCAAACCGGAACAAAGCAGUCAAUCCUGGAGAAUCCUGGCGUUUUUUUAAACCCUGAGCAGCCGCUGAUUGCGUCGGUGACUAUCACGAAAGAUGACGUGAGGCGGCAGGAGGAGCGCGUGCGCCGCGCCCGCCAGAGGUUGCGGGAGGCGCUUGCGGUCGUAUAGGGUUACGCCGGCGACGGAGGGCCCAGCGCCGACUCCGUCGCCGACCUGUCAGUCUCGUCCCGACUGUCGGACUCUGCUGAAGCCUCUCCCAAACCCUCGUCUAUGGACAUGAGCGUUGAUGAUUAAGUAUUUUAUAUUAUUGAUGCCACGAGAAUCUCGACCGUUUCUCUGUUAGGCACAUAAGAAUUUUCCAUGUUUUAAUGUUAGGUGUAAAAAUUUAACUGUCGAGGAGAAAUUGUAAAAAGUAAGCAUAGAUUUAGUAGCAAGUCGAAUAUACAAAUGGUGUGGUGUGUUUGUAAUUAAGCGUGUUUGUAAGGUGUUAUACAUAAAAAUUAUAAUUAGAUGUGUGGAUUGUAAAGUCAACAGCAACACUUUAGUUUCUAUAAAUGUUUAAAUACCUAUUGGAUUGGAAGGCAGUACAGUUAUUUUCUUUCAUAAAUUAAAAUACGUAUUUAUAUUCAAGUUGCUGCUGUCAAAAAACAAUCUAAAAUAGGCACAAUUUUCAAAUAUAUUAUCUUAUACAUGCAUUUUACAUAAUAUCUUUAUAACUCUUCUCAAUUGAAUCAAAAAUUGGGAGUAAUGAUGGCUAAUAUUAAAUUAAGUAUAAAUAAUUUUGUAUUGUAACAAUAAAACUAUUUUAACUUUAA